AUGUUCCGGCUCGUCGGUCUGAUUUUCCUCGUCUUGGGCGCUUCUGCUGCCGUCAUUGAGGAGGAGGAGAAUGUUAUCGUUCUCACUAAGGUAUGUUAUAUAAUUCAGGUUCUAUCAUUUAGGGAGAUUACAAUUAUUUAAAAAAAACAUAGUUUUCUGUAAAUAACGGAGAAAAUUAAGAAAAAAUGCAAUUUUUGCUUUCAGGAUAAUUUUGAUGAGGUGAUCAAUGGAAACGAGUUCAUUUUGGUCGAGUUCUAUGCUCCAUGGUGCGGACACUGCAAAUCGCUUGCCCCAGAAUACGCCAAGGCCGCCACUCAGCUCAAGGAGGAGGGAUCCGAGAUCAAGCUCGGAAAGCUCGACGCCACCGUCCACGGUGAGGUCUCCUCCAAGUUCGAGGUGCGCGGAUACCCAACCCUCAAGCUUUUCCGCAACGGAAAGCCACAAGAGUACAACGGAGGACGCGACCACGACUCGAUCAUCGCCUGGUUGAAGAAAAAGACCGGACCAGUCGCCAAGCCACUCGCUGACGCCGACGCCGUCAAAGAGCUCCAGGAGUCUGCCGAUGUUGUUGUUAUCGGAUACUUCAAGGUAAGAACAAAGAUGACGCCGCCCUUGACCGAUUUGCAUGGUCUGCGCUAUUCGGGUUGACCUCGCAUUAUAAUGGGACGCAUCGUCGUCCGGCGAGACAGUGCCCAUAUUGAGGAGAGCGGCGGUAUUCCUUACGCUGACGUGGCCUACGUAUGUCGGUCAUUCCGGACUUUGUUCUGGUGUUUGGCCUGUAGUGCUCUAGAUAAGAAGUGCUGCUGAGUUUAAUGCAAAGAUUAACUGUUUGCCUGAUUGCAAUUUUUGUUCUUUACAGGACACCGCUUCCGAUGACGCCAAGACCUUCCUCGAGGUUGCCGCCGGAAUCGAUGAUAUUCCAUUCGGAAUCUCCACUGAGGACGCCGUCAAGGGAGAGAUUGAGCUCAAGGGAGAGGGAAUCGUUCUCUUCAAGAAGUUCGAUGAUGGACGUGUUCUCUUCGACGAGAAGCUCACCCAGGACGGACUCAAGGCUUGGAUCCAGGCUAACCGCCUCGCGCUCGUCUCCGAGUUCACCCAGGAGACCGCCUCUGUCAUCUUCGGAGGAGAGAUCAAGUCUCACAACCUUCUCUUCGUCUCCAAGGAAUCUUCCGACUUCGCCAAGCUCGAGCAGGAGUUCAAGAACGCCGCAAAGCAGUUCAAGGGAAAGGUUCUCUUCGUCUACAUCAACACCGACGUUGACGAGAACGCCAGAAUCAUGGAGUUCUUCGGACUCAAGAAGGACGAGCUCCCAGCCAUCCGUCUCAUCUCUCUCGAGGAGGACAUGACCAAGUUCAAGCCAGACUUCGAGGAGAUCAGCACUGAGAACAUUGUCAAGUUCACCCAGUCGUACCUCGACGGAACCGUCAAGGCCCACCUUAUGUCCGAGGAGAUCCCAGAGGAUUGGGACAAGAACCCAGUCAAGGUUCUCGUCGGAAAGAACUUCGAGCAGGUCGCCCGCGACAACACCAAGAACGUCCUCGUUGAGUUCUACGCCCCAUGGUGCGGACACUGCAAGCAGCUCGCCCCAACCUGGGAUAAGCUCGGAGAGAAGUACGCCGGAGACGAGAGCAUCGUCAUCGCCAAGAUGGACUCCACCCUCAACGAGGUAACAUAAUGGCUCCCAAUAGCACAGAUGACUAACUUUUCACGUUUCAGGUCGAGGAUGUCAAGAUCCAAUCGUUCCCGACCAUCAAGUUCUUCCCAGCCGGAUCCAACAAGGUCAUCGACUACACCGGAGACCGCACCAUCGAAGGAUUCACCAAGUUCCUCGAGACCAAUGGAAAGGACGGAGCUGGAGCUUCGGACGAGGAGAAGGCUGAGGAGGAGGCCGAGGAAGAGGGUCAUACCGAGCUCUAA
Messenger RNA from Caenorhabditis sp. 36 PRJEB53466, 1917 nucleotides. The record is from the annotation of a GenBank genome assembly. NCBI's taxonomy places the organism in Eukaryota, Metazoa, Nematoda, Chromadorea, Rhabditida, Rhabditidae.